UGACGGACCAAGAUGUUCAUGCUUCGGUACAUGCCCGUCAAUUUGUCCUCUACAGAAAUCCUUCUAUAAUAUCUUUUUUUAUAGUUUUUACCCACUCACUGUGUCAUAGAUUAGCAUAUAAAUAAACAUGACUUCAAGAGGGACGCCGAGUCGGUUUCUCAAAAGCGUCCUUCAAAACGGAGUGGGGCGAUAUGUUUGUCAGCUCAAACGCGUCUCCAUCAUUUUCUCCAAAAACGCACAGAGCUCAUUAGGAGUCAGAGACUUUAUUGAGGAAGGAGUGGUGGAUUAUGCAAAGAAAAACCCAGGGACAGUCGUGUAUGUGUCGCCUCAGACCUCUCGAAUCCCAAAGAUUGUAGCUGAAUAUUUAAAUGGCAACGUGAGGGAGGAAAUCGUCACGUCCAAAACUGCACCACAGAUUUCGGAGCUUUUGACCAAACUCACAAACCAGUCAGGGCUCGACAUUAUUCGCAUUCGAAAGCCCUUUCACACGGACACCCCGAGUAUCCAGGGACAAUGGCACCCUUUUACCAACCGCCCUCCUUCCAUCGGCCCCAUAAGACCACGGAAAACAGAUGCACAUUAAAGACUGAAUUUGAUAAAUAAAUGUAGAUUUAAAUAGA
This is a messenger RNA of Boleophthalmus pectinirostris (great blue-spotted mudskipper), 620 nucleotides long. RefSeq names its product mitochondrial ribosomal protein L43 (gene mrpl43). Gene Ontology annotation, molecular function: structural constituent of ribosome. Gene Ontology annotation, biological process: mitochondrial translation. NCBI's taxonomy places the organism in Eukaryota, Metazoa, Chordata, Actinopteri, Gobiiformes, Gobiidae. The record is from RefSeq and is a predicted model, not a curated record. Gene Ontology annotation, cellular component: mitochondrial large ribosomal subunit. The transcript has 3 exons. Bases 128 to 583 code for a protein of 151 amino acids.